This is a messenger RNA of Daphnia carinata, 1967 nucleotides long. RefSeq names its product F-box/LRR-repeat protein 4-like (gene Fbxl4). Gene Ontology annotation, cellular component: SCF ubiquitin ligase complex. The coding region runs from base 138 to 1874 and encodes 578 amino acids. Lineage: Eukaryota; Metazoa; Arthropoda; Branchiopoda; Diplostraca; Daphniidae. The record is from RefSeq and is a predicted model, not a curated record. Gene Ontology annotation, biological process: SCF-dependent proteasomal ubiquitin-dependent protein catabolic process. Gene Ontology annotation, molecular function: protein binding. The transcript has 12 exons.
AGCAGCCUUCUUUUUCAUCUUGUUUAUUCAGAUUUUUCUUUUUAUGUUAGUAAACAUAUCAUAUUUGAGUACUAGGUACAAGUUUGCGGUCAAGAUUCAUGAAUUCAUAAGCUACACAUUCUGAUUCUGAAAAAUUCAUGUUGAACAACCAGCAAGGUUUAGUUUUCAUCGAGCAGCAUGCCAGCAGGGUGACAUGUUACAGUUCACAGUAUGGACAUGUAACAGGAGUUUCAUACACAGCCAAUAAUUUGGUUGGUCCUCCCUCUAGAUUCCCAGCUUAUGGUGAUUUUCCAGAAACUUAUGUUCCGAGAACAUAUGGGUGUUGGUGGAAAGAAUCAUCAAACAUUGUUAAAGGGAAAAAUGAGGUUGACCAAACAGGAGAGGAUUUUAUUGAUGUCCAAUUCCCAAAGCCGGUAUAUCCUUACUGUGUAAAUGUAUAUGAAACAUAUAAUUCUGGUUGUGUAAGACGGCUUUGGGCAGGUGAUGGCCAAGGAAACUGGAAACUCUUUCAUGAACAUCCUAUGAAAAAAUCACUAAAACAGUCACAAAUAUUUUCUCCUGAACCCCAUCAUUUACCAUUUCUGACUAGCCUUAUUAGGAUCGAAAUCGAUAGCAGUUUUGCCGACUAUUAUCCCGAGGUCGAUGCCGUCCUUUUAGUGGGUACGGAAACCUAUCCUGCUCCUGAGGAGUCGCUGAAGUUGAGUGUGUUAGGGCUAUAUGCCAAAGUUGUUGGAUUGGGACUUCAUCAUCUAGUGCCUGGCUUCAAUACCCUAGAAAGCAUACAGCGACUUUGUCUUACCGACAAACUACCCCAAAACGCAAGUGUUUGCCAUCUGAGCAAUCUACCUGAGGAGAUAUUACGUGUUAUUCUAGCGCUUUUGGAUCUUCGCAGUUUGUGUUCGUUAGCGUGCGCUUCUUCUUUGUUCAACAAAAUCUGCAAGGAUUCUGUGCUCUUUACCUCAGUGAAUUUAAAACCCUAUUGGUAUUGUGUCAAUCUCCCAGCAUUGAAAUGGUUGGGAGUUCGUAGUCAGUGUUUGCAGUACUUGGAUCUGUCGUGGUGCGGAAGCUAUGGAAAAUUUAGUUCAUCUGAUUUUUCGUGGUUCAUGAAACAAUAUGGAAAACGGUUACGAAUUUUACGCCUAGAGAAUUGCAGUUUUCUAAAUAACGAAGCUCUUUAUUCGAUUUCCACCUCAAGUCCUUAUUUACAAGAAUUGAACUUGCGGGGUUGUCGCCAUUUAGAAUCGACUGCGUUUUGGCACUUGGGAAAGUUACAUAUGAUGGAAAGACUUAUUUUGGACAGCACACAAAUUGAAUUACCUACGCUGCUAGUCAGCUUGCAGUCCAUGGCAUCACUUUCUCAUCUGUCGCUUGGUGGUUGCCAAAACCUUUCUCUUUUGGGAUCAUUGGAUGAAAUAAGUCGUUGGCUAAAUCGCCACCGACCAGGCAUUGUAUCUCUCGAUUUCUGGAGAAGUGGUCAUCUCUCCAACCAUGGAAUGGAAGCUCUUAUAGGACUUGAGCAUUUGAGAGAACUUGAUAUCGGCUGGUGUGGUCUACCGCCCAAUGGUAACUGGAUAUCCCAAUUAGCAAAUCGCUGUCGGUCGCUAGAGAAAUUAUUUCUUACCGCAGCGAGAAUCGUUAAAGACGCUGAUUUGGUAGCUAUCGCGCAAUAUUGCCCAAAUUUAAAACAACUGGAUGUGCUAGGAAAUAGCUACAUAACGUGGGAAGGAUGUAACAGAGUACUUGACAAAUGUCGGAAGCUGCGGCUACUGGAUGUUAGCUACUGCUGUCAGAUUGAAGCGGUACACGUCGCGAAUUGGAGAAGAACUCAUCCUAAUGUUAGCAUCAAACGCAUUUUUGUUAACGAAGAAGAUUAGCGUGAAAGAUGGUUUUCAAAAUUUAGUUCUAAUCAAGUGAAACCAUGUUUGUGAGUUUUGCCAAUUACAUCUUGCACCUGUUAUGAAUGAAAG